Cololabis saira (Pacific saury) is the source of this 1934-nucleotide messenger RNA. It is a transcript of the gene rnft2, whose product is annotated as ring finger protein, transmembrane 2. Gene Ontology annotation, molecular function: ubiquitin protein ligase activity. The record is from RefSeq and is a predicted model, not a curated record. Bases 132 to 1478 code for a protein of 448 amino acids. The transcript has 10 exons. NCBI's taxonomy places the organism in Eukaryota, Metazoa, Chordata, Actinopteri, Beloniformes, Belonidae. Gene Ontology annotation, biological process: positive regulation of ERAD pathway.
UUUUUUUUUUUAUCCCAUCCUGAGCUGCAUCAGAGCUCAAACGAGCUAAUCGUUUCUACAUCAACCAUGACAACAGGAGAAGGGUAAAAAAUUCACAGGACGAACUCAGGGCUGGGGCAUGUGCUGAUGCCAUGCAGAGGAGACACAGCAGCAACACGGAUGGCAUGCCCUCUGAAAGGAGCCGAAGCCAAACUCUGGGGUCCGAGAGCAGCCUGGAUGAAGGUGGCGUGUUUGACUGCCUGAAGCCCGACUCGUCCGCCUCCCCCCAGCAGAUCUUCUCAGGCCUGGUGGGCGUCCCCUCCAGCGCCGUCUCCAGCGCCCAGUUCCAGGCAGCAGGCCUCGUCCUGGGCUCUCCCCCUGAGGUUUUUAUCCAGAUGACGGCAUCAUCCCGAGAAGAAGGGGGCUCCCAUCACACAGAGGGUGGACCUUUCCUCCCGCGGCCGCCCCCGCACCACCACCAUCACCACCACCACUUCCACCACCAGCCCCUGCAGCACCGGACCUCGUCGCUGCUGCAGCAGGCCACCACGGGGGCCGGCUCCGAGAGGCACGGCUCCAGGGAGGAGGCCCAGGACGACCAGUCCACCCCGGCCCCGGCCCUGUCUGAGCUGAAGGCGGUGGUCACCUGGCUUCAGCGAGGCUUUCCCUUCAUCCUCAUCCUGCUGGCCAAAGUCUGCUUCCAGCAUAAACUAGGUAUUGCGGUGUGCGUUGGGAUGGCCAGCACAUUUGCCUAUGCCAAUUCCACUUUUAGACACCAAGUGGCAUUACGGGGGGACCGUUCUGUUUUCGUCGCCCUGUGGAUCAUCUUGUUCCUUGGAGGGAACAUUGUGUAUAUAUACUACGCAUUUAGUCAUGAGGAGUUGCAUAACAGCCUCAUGUUUGCGAAGCCAAAUCUCAACAGCUUUGACUUCUUUGACUUGAUCUGGGCCGUGGGAAUCAACGACUUCGUACUUAAGUACGUCACCAUCGGCCUGAAGUGCUUCGUCCUCUUCAUGCCCAAGAUCCUGCUGGCCUUCAGAUCCAGGGGUAAGGUGUACCUGCUGAUGGAGGAGCUGAGCCAGCUGUUCCGAGCCCUGGUGCCCAUCCAGCUGUGGUACAAGUACAUCAUGGGGGAGGAACCCUCCAACGGUUACUUCCUGGGAGCCGCUCUCAUCAUCAUCUACAGCCUCUGCAAGUCCUUCGACAUCUGUGGCCGAGUGUCUGCCAUACGCAAGGCCCUGGUCAUGCUCUGCAGCUCCCAGAGCUACGGCAUGAGGGCCGGCAGCCAGCAGUGCAGCGAGGCAGGGGACGUCUGCGCCAUUUGUCAGGCUGACUUCAGAGACCCCGUGGCCCUCCUCUGUCAGCACGUGUUCUGCGAGGACUGCUUGUGUUUGUGGUUCGACCGCGAGAGGACGUGUCCGCUGUGCCGCUCCACCGUGGUGGAGACCCUGCGUUGCUGGAAGGACGGCACCACCUCGGCCCACUUCCAGAUCUACUGAGCCGCUGCAGGACGCGUGCAGACGCAAGCGUGACUACGCUGGGAUGCAGCUAUGACAUUAAUGCUGUAAUUAUUUAAAUCUGGUUAAGCUUUCCUGCACUAACAUACGACAUGAGGGAGACUCCAGCAUCGGUAUUUGUAUUACCGGAUGGUGGUACACAAACCUGCAUAAUUGGCGUGGUGUCAUUUAAAGCAUAAAACUGUUUUACACUUUUUACGUAAAUGUUUCUUUGAUUAUUGUGAUGGUGAUGACGAAGACACAACAUUCACUUUUUAUUAGUUGUAUAUCCGGCUCACUUCGUAUUUAUGAUUUUGUCACAUCGUCUGUAUAUUCUGUGCUGUACAGUUGAUAUUUUUAAUUACUUUCACCAUGUAAAUGAAAUAAAUUGUCAAUGAUUGUCAGCAGGAAUAACGUGCCAGCUUUUGUACUGUUCAUGCUUGGUAAAAAAUAUUGAAU